GUUAUGAACUCGAUGAUGGGGGCUAGAGCGUCCCUCGCUCGGCGCUUGCGCGGCAAGUUUGACUGGGAUGGCGGCGGCGGCGGCGGGAAGCCCGGCGGGGUGAGUGAGGGGCGCUGUCCCCGGUAUUGCCCCUUUCCCCCUGGGCGGAGCCCGAGCGGGCCCUUCGCCCCGCCGAAGCGUGCGCUGACCGCGUGCCCGUGUUUGUGUAGGGUGCCCCCGGGAGCGGAGGGAGCUGCUGAACCGGACGGGAGCGCGGGGGCGAGGCCUAAAGGUGGAAGAGUUGUGAAGGCUCGCUACCUUCAGUAUGAUAGAAAACCCGUGGAGAAGAGUACCUCAGCAAAUUCCUCUGUAGUGUCUGGUGUAAAAAGAUCUGAAAAAGGGGAAACCCCAACUGGAAGAAAAAGUCUUUUUCAGAAAUGCAAAGCCACCACAAGCACUGCCCCUAGCACACUAAAUCGUACUAUCUUGGGAAAAGAUGACUUGCAGUCCACUUUAUUAGAGGGCCAUAAAAUUGCUCGACCUGACCUGGAUCUCUCAGCUAUUAAUGACAAAAGUCUCUUAAAAAAGAUUCCUGGGUCAAAGUCUCUCUUCAGAGCAGAAUCAAGAACACGAAAAAAAGAACAGAAUUCAAAAUCUGCUGAUCCUGAUGAUGUGAUUGGGAUGUUGGAAUCGCAGGCACUGCUAUUAACCUAUGCAUCAAUGAAGAUAGAAAAAAAUAUUGCCCAGCUGGAGGAGAAAGGUGAAAGAAACCUAUCAAUAUUGUGUGAAGAAAAGGAAAAACAGCAAAAAAAGCUGUACGAGCUGAAACGCCAACUAUUGCUCAAGAAGAGAGAGCAGAAACUUGAAGAAGUGCUGGAUAAACAGAUUGAAGUCCUUGCUCCUCUUCUUACUGUCUGUGAACAGUUUAAGGAGGAGUAUAAAACCUUUGCGACUGCCCUGGAUACCACUAGACAUGAGCUUCCUAUGAAGAACAUUCACAUAGAAGGAAAUAGACACACAUAUUUGGAGGAUUUACAAAAGCAUUUAGCUGUAACACAAAGUCUUUUGGUGGAAGCUGCGCCUGGCUACUUGGAAGAAAAUUCAAAGGCAUUCCCAGUACUGAAAGAACUUAAGGAAGUUGCUCUCAAAAUGGAUGCAGAACUUGAAAGGAGCUUCAAGCAAGUACAGGAUCUGUCCUUUGAAGUCAGUAAGGAAGUUUCUUUGCAUAACCAAAAAGUCUGUGAAGAGACCCAUGGAAUAGAGACCCUGAAACACUGGUACUUCGAUUAGCUUUGAAAUGUUCCUCAGCUAGUGACUUGAACACCUGUGGAUGCUAAACCAAGGCCAGGGAGCUGCACAAAAAAACAGAAUAAAGUUAAGGACAUCUGGCUGGUACAUUUCCUCACUUAAACUUAUGAUAAUUAUAAUACAUCAUGUCUCAUGAAUGUGGAGCAUUCUUAUAACUGAACCAACAUGGCAUGAGUCCCUCGUUUUAGACUCAAACCUUCAGGCCUACAUCCUUUGUGGAAGCUCAUUGUCGGUUAACAAUUUGUUUGUUUUUCUUGUGCCUCAUCUCAGCUGCAGCAGGGCAAGAGAUCUCUUCCCAAGGGAAAUGUGGCUCAGAGGUCAUUGUGUCAAUAUGUAGAUGCAGGACCAAAUGUGUAUGCGACUGUGCAUUAUUGACAGUAGCCUGCAAGAGGGAUGCCUGAGCUAAUGCAGUGUGCACUGGUCAUUCAGUGAGGAAGUGUAGCAGGAAGUCUGAUCACCCCUUUCCUAUGUGAUUUAGCAAGAGGAAAAGUCCAGAGAGAUGGCUAUCACUCUGUGGUAGUUAAAUCAAAUGAUGUUGAAGGGGGUGAACUGAUCACUGACUUCUCCGUAAUAUUGUGUUUGGCAAAGCUUGAAAACCUCAUGCUUAAAUUCUUGUUCUGUAUCUUAGUACUUCUUUUGUAUUAGGUUAGGUUUUGUUUGGAAGGAGAUCUAAUAUAUUUUUCUAAAACGUACUCUUGUCACUAAUGGCCUUAUUUACAGUUCACUCUUGCCAGGUCUUGGAGAAGGUCGUGUACAACUUCCCAGAGCCCUUUAAAUACACACAAAUGUAAAAUAAAUUUAUUUCCUGAACUGUC
Molecule: messenger RNA, 2102 nt
Organism: Chrysemys picta bellii (western painted turtle)
Lineage: Eukaryota; Metazoa; Chordata; Testudines; Emydidae
Gene: HAUS8
Product: HAUS augmin like complex subunit 8
Biological process (GO): centrosome cycle; spindle assembly
Cellular component (GO): cytoplasm; centrosome; nuclear microtubule
Molecular function (GO): microtubule binding
Source: RefSeq, a predicted model, not a curated record